This is a messenger RNA of Purpureocillium lilacinum, 1413 nucleotides long. Lineage: Eukaryota; Fungi; Ascomycota; Sordariomycetes; Hypocreales; Ophiocordycipitaceae. The record is from RefSeq and is a predicted model, not a curated record.
AUGCCUAAGCACCGCGAAUCAAAGCACUAUAAAUGUGAUUUGUGCGGUUUAACAUUCCUGCUCAAGGGGAGAAUACAGCACAAAUACAAAACUGCACACGACCACUACACGGAGGUGAACCUGCCAAACCCGGAGCAACUGGCCGCCGGUCCGGGGGCCUCGACGCGGCUUACAAUGAGCGACUCCGUAACGUGGAGCGAGAGCAAUGUCACCGCCGAGAUGCGCAGGAAGUAUGAUGUUCCCAUUCGCACCUUGCUUCGCGAAUGCCAGACCAGCCCGAUCCCUGCCCUGCCUACUGAAUCAAGGUGGAACCGUAAUCGUCGGCUCUACCAACGGAUAUUCCCGGAAGAUCGCGACAUACCAUUUGCGCGAAUUGGGACUUUCUCAGACACGACCGAUGACGCGGAAGUCUGCGGCUGUAGAUUGUGGCACAUGUUCAAAACCGUUGUGCUCCUCGAAGAGCAGGUCCGAGCACGGAAUGAUCCCCAGUUCGGCGCGCUCCUCGACCGGGUUCGGAACGGGCUCCAGACACAACAAGACCUCAAAUUGCUCAACGCCAACGUCGUGGGCCGACCCGAAAUCACAUUCCAUAAUGGCUUGCGUGCUAUAACCCCGCUGAACCGCAACCGGUGGGCCCUCAACAUGGAAGCUGUUGUGGGCUGGGCACGCUUUCACAAGAGAGACAUCGGUAUCUUCGUCUCCACCCACACAUGGCGCAACGGCACAGUUUCUCCAAAUACGAUAGCUCAAACCAUCGGGCAGGGUGACGACUCUGCCUGUAAAGUCCCCGGCGUCUUCUUCUACGCCCAGGGUAUGCCCGUGGUCGUCAACAAAAACAUCUACACUGCGUUGAAAGUUGUGAAUGGAGCAGAGUUCACUGCCGCAGACAUUAUACCGGAUCCCAAUUACCCAGGCUACUACUUGGCGGAUGACGUGACCAUCUACUUCGGACCACCGUCAGGCAUUCUUCUACAGUCCGAAGAGACGAAGACUUUCGCCAUACCGUCCCUUCCAGCGGGGACGGUAUUGAUCCGACCUACGUCUCAUACACUUGACCCGACCAACUCUCACUUCAAAUUCUUGCCAACAAGAUGCACGCGGCGAGGGCUACCCGUGGCACCAGCGUUCGUCCUCACCGACUACAAAGCCCAGGGCAAAACAUUCCUGGAAAUCCUAUUGGAGCUGCGUGGGACUCGCAUGACCAAUGGAGAACCCUCCAGGUGCGACUUUACGAGUCUGUAUGUGCAACUGUCCAGGUGUACUACGCUUCAGGGCGUCAAGUUCCUUAGUCCUGUGAGGCCACAGGAUUUCAUUGGCAACACUCUGGACCGGUCCAUGGCCGACGGCAUGCGAAGACUCGGAAAGUUAGCAGCCGAAACGGUACAGGCAUAUAAACGUCGGCAUUCCGAAUAG